GAACAAAUACCGCUGUUUCCCAACAAAAAGAUCAUUCAAGAAGUAGAAAAUCUGCUUUUGAUCAACUAAUGGAAGCAUUGAAAGAUGAUGGGGUUGCGAUGAUUGGAUUGUACGGAAUGGGGGGUUGUGGUAAAACCACAUUAGCAAUGGAAGUUAAGAAGAUAGCAGACGCUGAGCAUCUUUUUGACAAAGUUAUUUUUGCUCCUGUGUCUAGUACGGUAGAAGUUUCCACUAUUCAAGACAAAAUUGCAAGUUCAUUGCAGUAUAAAUUUCCAGAAGAUAAACAAAUGGAAAGAUCUCAACGGUUGUGCAUGAUACUAAUGCAGGAGAAAAAAAUUCUUAUCAUUGUGGAUGAUGUGUGGGAAAAACUUGAUUUUGGUCGCAUAGGGAUUCCCUCCUCUGAAUACCAUAAAGGCUGCAAGAUUCUCAUUACCACUAGAUCUGAAGAUGUUUGUAUUUCAAUGAAUUGUCAAAAAAAUAUUUAUCUACCCAUCUUAACUGAUGAAGAAGCAUGGACUCUCUUCCAAAACAAAGCACUGAUAUCUAAAGACACUCCUGAAAAUAUCAAGCAUUUGGGAAUAUCAAUAUCAAAUGAAUGUAAAGGAUUGCCUGUUGCCAUUGUAGCUGUUGCUAGUAGCUUGAAGGGAAAACAAGAGGCGAUAUGGCGUUAUGCGUUGAAUAAAUUGAAAAGUUCUAAGCCGAUCAAUAUUGCAAAAGGUUUGCGAGAUCCCUAUAAGUGUCUGCAGUUGAGCUACGAUAAUCUAGAUACUGAAGAAGCUAGAUCACUUUUCCUAUUGUGUUCUGUAUUCCCCGAAGAUUAUGAGAUUACACUGGAAUGUUUAAUAAGAUGUGCAAUAGGGUUAGGUGUGGCUGGAGAAGUUGAAACAUAUGAAGCGGCAAGGGCUGAAGUGACUGAAGCCAAAAUCAAGCUUGUAAGUUCUUGUUUAUUGUUGGAGGCGGAUGAUGAAUGUGUCAAAAUGCAUGACUUGGUUCGUGAUGUAGCCCAUUGGAUAGCAAAGAAUGAAAAUAAGAUCAUCAAGUGUGAAGUGGAAAAGGAUGUAAGUUUGGAGCAAGGUUCGAUAAGAUAUCUAUGGUGUGUGAAAUUUCCAGAUGAUGUGGAUUGUUCCAAUCUUGAAUUUUUAACUAUACAAACAAAAUCAGAAGUAUCUGAUGGAAUUUUUGAAAGAAUGGGAAAACUUAGAGUUUUGAUUAUUACCAAUAAAAACGACGAUCGGUUGCAGUUGUCAACAACGUCUUUCAAAUCAUUAACAAAUCUCCAUUGUCUGAUCCUUCAAAAUUGGAAUUUGAGAGACAUUUCAUUUGUGAGAGAUAUGAAGAAACUGCAAAGUCUUUCAUUUCAUCGUUGUUCAUUGCCUUCAUUCCUUGACUUGCAAACUGAUGUUGCACUCAGAACACUUACAAACUUGAAGUUGUUAGAGUUUAAAAUUUGUGACAUUGAAAGCAAUAUUUUUGAAGAGAUCAAAAGAAUCCCAUUUCUAGAAGAAUUGUAUAUUUUUAAAGACUAG
Molecule: messenger RNA, 1526 nt
Organism: Vigna angularis (adzuki bean)
Lineage: Eukaryota; Viridiplantae; Streptophyta; Magnoliopsida; Fabales; Fabaceae
Product: probable disease resistance protein At4g27220
Exons: 2
Coding region: 69-1526 (485 amino acids)
Molecular function (GO): ADP binding
Source: RefSeq, a predicted model, not a curated record